GGCAGCAGCAGCGGCAGCAGCGACAGCAGCAGCGCAGCAGCAGCGGCGGCGGCAGCGGCAGCACCAGUAGCACCAGUAGCAGUGGCGGCGGAGGUGCGGCCCCAUCCCAUGCACUGCACCAGAAUGAUACAGAUCUUGGACCCAAGACCCUUGCCAAGCUCCAUCAUGCCUGUGGACAUGGCCAUGAGAAUUUGCUUAGCCCAUUCUCCACCGCUGAAGAGCUUUCUCAGCCCCCUUGAGGACUGCCAGAGAAACAACUUUGUGAACAGAUUAAAACCUCUCAGACCGUGUCUCCAUGUGAAACGUGACAGCGAUGCUCAGAAGAAUGACUGGAACCACUCCUCAGCCCGAGCCAAGAAAAGAGUGGUGUUCGCAGACUCAAAGGGCCUGUCCCUGACAGCCAUACACACCUUCUCUGAGUUUCAGGAGCACCCUGGGUGGGAUCUUCAGUUUGAUCUCUUGGGCCUGGAAAACAAAACAUCUAGCUUAAAUCUACGUGAAGAGAAAAACUUGAUUCUGGGUUUCCCUCGGCCCUCAGCUGACUACCUGGACUUCAGGAACCGCUUGCAGAAGAACUUGGUGUGCCUGGAGAACUGCUCCCUGCAGGAGAAGGUACUGUCAGGCACCGUGAAAGUAAAAAAUGUGAGCUUCGAAAAAAAGGUUCAGGUUCGAAUUACCUUUGAUACAUGGAAGACCUACACGGAUGCUGAGUGUGUAUACAUGAAGAAUGUUUACAGCGAUUCUGAAAAUGACACCUUCUCAUUUAGCAUUGACUUGCCUCCUACCAUUUCCUCCGAAGAACAGAUAGAGUUUUGCAUUUCUUACCAAAGUGGAGAACACACUUUCUGGGACAAUAACGAGGGUCAGAAUUACAAGAUUCUCCACACAAAGUGGAAGCCUGAUGGUGUUCAGAUACCGUCUGCCAAGAAAGAAUGUGUAGAUCUUCAGACUCCAAGGAGAGGACAAGAGAGAGAGCCUGAUCAGCUAGGCAGUCCGAGGCUGUCCAGUGGUCUCUUUCCCCAGUGGCAGAGCUUGGGUCAGACUCAGAAUUCAUCACCAUAUUGGUGAUCAGUACUACGGAGGAAGCUUGCUUCCAUCUGGCAACAGAACGGUGUUAGUUCUCUGGUUCACAUACUACAUGAUAAAACCACCUGGCAGGUCUUGUUGGCUGUUUGAACACUAGUUUGCAGUACUUGUUAAACCAUAUUAUGCUACUGAAGUUCUGCUGAAGUAGCCAAAACUUAUCUUUGGAAAGAAGGAAAACCAAGGCAAAAACCAUAUGUAUGCCACCUCCUAUAGAAAUAGCAUGCUCAGAUCUUAAGUAUAUGCUGCUUUCUGCUGUUGACUCUGAGUCACUAGGAGAGAGACUCUCAUGAGGAAGUAUGGAAGUAUGGUAUCUUGGCAAGUUGUAGUAACUGCGUGUGUUGAGUGUGUGUGCGUCCACAGGGCCAUUUCAUGAACAGAACAUCACAACUCAUUGCAGCUAUUAAGAGUGCAGUAGAAAAGAGGUGAUGCUGUCAGGACAGAAGUUUGCUAUGGUCCUAUGUACUUGUAGCAGAGACAAGUGGGGAAUGCAUUGCUAGGAUUUGUAGCUUCAAGUUAAGGAACUCACAGAGGAUAAUGGAAAAGUGGGAGAAGGGGAAGAGGUAGGAUGUGCUGUAUAACUUGGAGACGUAUAGGGUUCUAAUUUUUUCCUUUAAGAGCUGGUCUUCUAAAUCCCAGAGAAAAUUCUGUAGACUAAGGAGAAAACAGAAAAUUAUGGAGAGUAGUUGAAGUGACCUCUGCUUUAGGAAGACAUCUCUGUCCUUGUUGGCUUUAUGAAUAGUAAAUGUCUUACAUUUGAGGACAAAUUUAAGCUUGACUUCAUCAUCCUACUCAGCAGGCAGAUGGUUACCUUCUAAUGUUAAAAGAAAAAUGUGCCUUUUAUUUGUUUUAAAAAAAACCAAACAAACCACCCUACAUGCCAAAAAUAGCGUUAGGCGACAAAAAAGUGAUUUAUGAACUUCUUAGCCUGUAACAGCAUUAGAUCAUUUGACUCAUCAUCUGAUCUAAUCUUGCAACAUCUGAUGGUCAAGUAUCCUGCUCCAUAUGGCAAAGUUGGCAAUGACUUUUCAGAAGAGUGUAACAUAGGCAAGGUCCUUCAUAUUGAAGACAGUGAAUUAGCUGCACUUUGUGAAAGCUGGUUUUCUUUAAAAGAGCAGGGGUGCUCCUAUUUUUUUCUAGACUGAGUAUAGGCUUGCGUAUAGAAAACUGCUCUGGUUUAUUGUACCUCAUUUAUUGAAGGUUGGGUUUUUUUAGACUUCUGUAAACUAAUGUAUAUUUUUGUAUCUGUAUACUUACAAUUUAGCCUUCUGAGCUAUCAAACUGUAAAGAUGAUCUGUGUUUCCUGCAAGACUCUCUGAAAAAUUGCCCAAUACAUACUCAGCAGGUGUGAAGUCUGGCACACCUUUUAGCUGUUCAGAAACAGUGUUAACAUCAAAAUAUAAAUCACAUUUUUGCCUGUUGUUAAGAAAUAUAGUAUGUUGAGUCUGAAGCUACUUGCAGUGCACCAAGAUGAUAAAUACUAUGACAAAUUAAGCCUCCACUAAUUGCACUUUCUCCCCUGUGUAGCCCUUGCUGUUGUGUGUAAA
This is a messenger RNA of Colius striatus (speckled mousebird), 2630 nucleotides long. It is a transcript of the gene PPP1R3C, whose product is annotated as protein phosphatase 1 regulatory subunit 3C. Gene Ontology annotation, cellular component: protein phosphatase type 1 complex. The coding region runs from base 109 to 1068 and encodes 319 amino acids. The record is from RefSeq and is a predicted model, not a curated record. The transcript is spliced from 2 exons. Lineage: Eukaryota; Metazoa; Chordata; Aves; Coliiformes; Coliidae. Gene Ontology annotation, molecular function: protein phosphatase 1 binding; glycogen binding. Gene Ontology annotation, biological process: regulation of glycogen biosynthetic process.